Molecule: messenger RNA, 234 nt
Organism: Staurois parvus
Lineage: Eukaryota; Metazoa; Chordata; Amphibia; Anura; Ranidae
Source: the annotation of a GenBank genome assembly
AUGCAUGUGACUGAUAAGCAGUCAUGUAACAACCAGGGGCAGACUGACCAUUUGAAAACUCGGGCACUGCCCGAGGUCAGUAGGGGGCCCCAUGAGAUGCCCCUGGUACCUUUUUCAUAGGCUUUUUUGAGUUUGGGUAAGGACAUAGGAGCCCCAUGAUCCCCUAUUGCCCGGAGGCCCCAUGAGUUGUCAGUCCACCCCUGUUCACCCCUGGUUACAGGUACACUAUCCCUG